Messenger RNA from Lingula anatina, 2473 nucleotides. RefSeq lists its product as uncharacterized. Gene Ontology annotation, biological process: regulation of transcription by RNA polymerase II. NCBI's taxonomy places the organism in Eukaryota, Metazoa, Brachiopoda, Lingulata, Lingulida, Lingulidae. The record is from RefSeq and is a predicted model, not a curated record. Gene Ontology annotation, cellular component: nucleus. Gene Ontology annotation, molecular function: DNA-binding transcription factor activity, RNA polymerase II-specific.
UACUGUGCAUUUGGCUUCAUUUAAUACUGCCGAUUUCUACGUCGAUAAUGUCCACCACUGCGGAAAAUGAGAUUGAAGAAUGUACUGAUCACGAAAAAGACAUCACCUGCGACACCUCACCAAUGCCUUUGCCUGGUGAAAUAAGUGAAAACUCGAUGGCUCUGGGGCAAGACGGCCAGGGUCUCACUGAAUUGCGCAAUAUAGCGUCUGAAAGAGAGAAAGUAUUAUUAAACGAAGUUGAUGACAGUCUGGGAGAUGGAACAAUAAAAGACAACGGUCAAAGAGAACAGCAUGUUGGACGUUGUGAAGAAAAAGAUGAUGAUGCUGUGAUGUCUCCUCCACCUCUUCACAGUCAUGAUAAUGAGAAACAACUUUUUGCAACAGAGACUGCAAGUAACUGUAAAGAUACAGAAAUUAACCAGAGAUGCUUGAUAUGUGGUCCACCAAAAGGUGCCCGUAAAACUGAGUACUCAAAGCUAUCCUUAUUUCCUGGUGUUGAGAAAGAAGUCCGUGAACUUUUGAAGAUAUUAACUGCUCCAGACAAUUCAGAUGUCUGUUGUGAUAGAUGCCUGGGUUUUAUGAAAACUUUAAUAAAGCUGAAAAAUGACUUUUUGAGUAUGAAGAGAUUAAUUAUAUCACUUCAUGUUGAUGCACAACUAGAACUAUCUAAGUCCAAUAACCAUACAGAAUUAGAAGAAGAAGACCACACUUUGAAUGAUCAAGAAAAUGAAACACACAAUUUGGACAACCAAGAACAAAAUACUAGUAGUGAGGUUCUAAUCAAGCAAGAAACCAUUGGCUUUGGAUAUGAGGAAAUUUGCAACAGGAAUCUUGCACCUGUAGAUGAAUUUUAUGCACAUGAAAGUACUCACACUGGGCAAAAAUAUUAUUUAUCAAUAUUGCAUCCAUUCAUAUGCAGAAAUUGUAAUGAAAAUUUUUUCAACAAGACAGAGUUCCUAAUUCACUACAAAGAGUGUACAGGUAUGAAAGAUGAAGCAAAGGAAACUAAAACUGCAGUAAAGAAUGAUAAAAAGAAAAAGGCCAUUGAUACUGGAACAAAACCAUUUUCUUGUUUGUAUUGCGAUAAAGCAUUCAGUAAGAGAAAUACACUUACAAGGCAUAAAAAAACCCAUCAACUGAAAUGUUCUUAUUGUGGAAAAUCUUAUAUGGGAACAAAUGCUCUUAAAAGGCAUGAGAAAAUUCACACUAGUAAGGAAUCGCACAGUAUAUACACUUGCUCUCAUUGUGAUAGAACAUUUGAGAGCAGAAGGAAACUUCUUUUGCACAAAGCUGAUCACAAAAAUGACAAACUGAAAUGCAAAAGUUGUGAAAAGACUUUUACCAGGGUGGCUGAUCUAGUUGAACAUGGAAAAAUCCAUGAAUUAAUAUGCUCUCACUGUGGUAAAUCUUGUUGGGGAUUUAAGGCUCUUAAAAGUCAUGAGAAAAAAAUUCACAUCAAUGAAAAGAAGCACAAAUGUAAACACUGUGGCAAGCCCUUUCCCAGUGAUAGUGAAUUGAAGCUACACAUGAGAACUCACACUGGAGAAAAGCCACAUAUAUGUCAGUACUGUGCAAGAGGGUUUGCUUUGAAGGCAACUUUGAAAAUUCAUGAAAUGACCAUGCACACUGGAGAAAAGCCAUACAAAUGCCAAUAUUGUGCAAGCCGAUUUACUACCAAAAUUCAUUGUGUAGAACAUGAACGCUCUCACACUGGAGAGAAGCCUUUUAAGUGUGAUAUUUGUGACAAAAGAUUUGCCAGAAAAUCCAAUUGGAGAUUUCAUGUUAAGAAUCAUCAAAGAAUUAAACAAGUUUGUUCUUACUGUGGAAAAAGGUUUGCUUUGAUCUCAGCUUUGAAAGUGCAUGAAUUGACCAUGCACACUAGUGAAAAGCCAUACAAAUGCCAAUUUUGUGAACGAGGAUUUUCUGUCAAAGUCUCUUGGGAAGAACAUGAACGCUCUCACACUGGGGAGAGGCCAUUUAAGUGUGAUUUUUGUGACAAAAGAUUUGCCAGAAAAUCAAAUCAUUUAAGACAUGUUAAGGAUCAUCAAGGAAUUAAACCACAUGUUUGUUCUUACUGUGGAAAAAGAUUUGGUAUCAGGAGUAGACUUGUUAUACAUGAGAGAACUCAUACAGGAGAGAGGCCAUUCAAAUGCAAAUACUGUGACAAAACAUUUAUAAGAAAAGACAAAUGCAAUGUACAUGAAAGGAAUCACAGAGGAGAAAAACCGUCAUAAUAUAUCCAGCCAAAUUAAAGUUGACCUAAAAAUUUAGAAUGUAAUGUUUAGUGAAUUUUCUAUGAAUUCAGAGUACUCUAAUGGUGUUAAUGUCAGUUGGAACUUGGACAAUACAACUCUUUUUCAUAAGUUUCACAUGUAAAGUACAUGCAGACCCCAGCACAGAGGGGUCACAUUCAGAGAUCCUGACUUAAUUAAGGCAAAUUGCUUUACUUUAAAUUAAACUAUGAAAUAUGUAA